AACCCAAUUCUUUUACGGACAUCUUUGACAGAUGAAACCGUGACUGGUGCAAACUUGGUCUAAUCCCUCGAUUCUUUUUUUCUUCUUCCUUUGUGUUGUGAUAAUACUUGAUCGUGAUCUGAUCCUGGAGUACUUACUUUUGGCCUCGACCACUACUGGCUCGCCAUGCUUGAGCUGCUCCUCUCGCCCUACGGGGCCUGUUUGGGUCUGGCCCUGCUGGCCCUGUACUAUCUCGUCCCCUACCUGAAUCGCUCCCAUCUGCGCGACAUCCCCGCCCCCGGUCUGGCCGCCUUCUCCAACCUGUGGCUGCUGCUGCAAACUCGUCGCGGCCACCGUUUCGUUACUGUCGACAAUGCCCACAAGAAAUAUGGCAAGCUGGUCCGCCUUGCCCCCCGGCAUACUUCCAUUGCAGACGACGCCGCCAUCAACGCCGUCUACGGCCACGGAAACGGUUUCUUGAAGUCUGACUUCUACGAUGCCUUCGUCUCCAUCCACCGCGGUCUGUUCAACACCCGGGACCGUGCCGAGCACACCCGCAAGCGCAAGACCGUCUCCCAUACCUUCAGCAUGAAGUCCAUCGGCCAGUUCGAGCAGUACAUCCACGGCAACGUCGAGCUGUUCGUCAAGCAAUGGAACCGCUUGGCUGAUACCCAGCGCAACCCCAAGACCGGCUACGCCAGCCUGGAUGCCCUCAACUGGUUCAACUACCUAGCCUUUGACAUCAUCGGUGACCUGGCCUUCGGUGCUCCCUUCGGCAUGCUCGAAAAGGGCAAGGAUAUCGCCGAGAUGCGCAAAACCCCUGAUGCACCCCCGUCCUACGUCCAAGCAGUCGAGGUCCUCAAUCGCCGCGGCGAGGUCUCUGCCACCCUGGGCUGCUACCCGGCUCUCAAGCCCUACGCCAAGUACCUGCCCGACCGCUUCUUCAGGGACGGUAUCCAGGCCGUCGAAGACCUGGCCGGCAUUGCCGUCGCACGCGUCAACGAGCGUCUCCGCCCCGAAGUCAUGGCCAACAACACCCGUGUCGAUCUCCUCGCCCGCCUGAUGGAAGGCAAGGACCAGAACGGCGAGAAGCUAGGCCGCGCCGAGCUCACAGCCGAAGCAUUGACCCAACUGAUCGCCGGUUCCGACACCACCUCCAACACCUCCUGUGCCAUCCUCUACUGGUGCAUGCGCACUCCCGGCGUGAUCGAGAAACUCCACAAAGUCCUCGACGAGGCCAUCCCUCAAGACGUCGAAGUCCCCACCCACGCCAUGGUCAAGGAAAUCCCCUACCUCCAAUACAUCAUCUGGGAAACCAUGCGCAUCCACAGCACCUCCGCCAUGGGUCUCCCUCGCGAAAUCCCAGCGGGUAACCCCCCCGUCGAAAUCUCCGGCCACACUUUCUACCCAGGCGACGUUGUCUCCGUACCCAGCUACACGAUCCACCGCUCCCCGGAGAUCUGGGGUCCCGACGCGGACCAAUUCGUUCCCGAACGAUGGGAUCCAUCCCGUCUGACUGCGCGCCAAAAAGCCGCCUUCAUUCCCUUCAGCACCGGACCCCGCGCUUGCGUCGGCCGCAACGUCGCGGAAAUGGAACUCCUAGUCAUUUGCGCCACUGUGUUCCGUCUCUUCGACUUUGAAAUGCAGCAGGAGGGACCGAUGGAGACUCGCGAGGGAUUCCUCCGGAAACCGCUCGGUUUGGAUGUGGGGAUGAAGAGGAGACAGCCUGGGUCGGCUUAGGAUACUAUUCUAAGAGAGGGAGGGAGAAAGAAGAGGAUGGAAAAGGAAAAUGAAGGGGAAGAAUGUCUAUAGUUUCCUUUCUCUGUAUAUGUAUGAGCAUAAGCGAAUGUUGAAGAGUACCUAGGUUGGUAGCUAGCUAGCUAGCAAGCAAGCAAUGAUAUGAUGAGAUGAUCACA
Aspergillus sclerotioniger CBS 115572 is the source of this 1895-nucleotide messenger RNA. Its product is annotated as cytochrome P450. The record is from RefSeq and is a predicted model, not a curated record. Gene Ontology annotation, molecular function: heme binding; oxidoreductase activity, acting on paired donors, with incorporation or reduction of molecular oxygen; monooxygenase activity. The transcript is spliced from 4 exons. The coding region runs from base 166 to 1719 and encodes 517 amino acids. NCBI's taxonomy places the organism in Eukaryota, Fungi, Ascomycota, Eurotiomycetes, Eurotiales, Aspergillaceae.